Messenger RNA from Spea bombifrons (plains spadefoot toad), 1555 nucleotides. RefSeq names its product calneuron 1 (gene CALN1). The transcript has 6 exons. NCBI's taxonomy places the organism in Eukaryota, Metazoa, Chordata, Amphibia, Anura, Pelobatidae. The record is from RefSeq and is a predicted model, not a curated record. Gene Ontology annotation, molecular function: calcium ion binding. Bases 545 to 1207 code for a protein of 220 amino acids.
GCGCGUGUGUGAGAGUGCGCGUGUGUGCGGGCUCAACUCCACACUUUAAUUCUAGAAAGAGUUCAGGUCCAACGCUGGGGAAGGGCACACCUGGCAAUACGAGGGACGGGGGGCAGAGUGAUGCCAGCUAGCCAAUAACCUCGCAAGGAGAUCAACUUUUGGGAACAGGCUGCGGGAUUAUCAACAGGAGCAUGCUAUUGUGGAAUGGAGUUUAAAUGGAGUGCAACUCCUAAUUCACCAUCGCAACCGCUUCUGGAUAUCUGGGGUAUCGAUGCUCCCUGGUGCACAGCACAUGAAUGAUCGGAUCACUUGGUUUUACAAACACUAAUUUACACGGGGGCAGAUCGUAUUCCAACGUGAUGGAAAGGGAUGGUGCCUUGACUGAAUUGUGCAGAUGAAUUAAAAGAACCCCGGGUCCCCCCCCUACCUACCAGCUAUUCGGAGGCAUUGAUAUUGACCUGGAUCACUGACCUGAAAAUAUUAGGAAACCUCUAAAAAAAAGCCAUUAGGAUCCAUCGGAAAACAGAUCACAUACAGGAAGAAAAUGCCAUUCCACCAUGUGACUGCUGGUUUGUUGUAUAAGGGGAAUAACUACUUAAACCGAUCACUCUCCACAGGCAGUGAUAGCGAACAGCUUGCCAACAUCUCAGUCGAAGAACUAGAUGAAAUCCGCGAAGCUUUCAGAGUGUUGGAUCGGGAUGGUAAUGGCUUUAUUUCAAAACAAGAGUUGGGUAUGGCCAUGCGAUCUUUGGGUUAUAUGCCCAGCGAGGUUGAGUUGGCCAUCAUCAUGCAACGUCUCGAUAUGGAUGGGGAUGGUCAGGUUGACUUUGAUGAAUUUAUGACAAUUCUUGGACCCAAACUCGUGUCAACAGAAGGUCGAGAUGGGUUUCUUGGAAAUACAAUUGACAGUAUAUUUUGGCAGUUUGAUAUGCAAAGGAUAACACUGGAAGAAUUAAAGCACAUUCUGUAUCAUGCAUUCCGCGAUCACUUAACAAUGAAGGACAUAGAAAAUAUAAUCAUCAAUGAAGAGGAGAGUUUAAAUGAAAACUCCGGAAACUGUCAAACAGAGUUUGAAGGAGUGCAUUCCCAGAAGCAGAACAGACAAACCUGUGUACGGAAGAGCCUUAUAUGUGCAUUUGCGAUGGCCUUUAUUAUAAGUGUCAUGUUGAUUGCAGCCAAUCAGAUUCUACGAAGUGGAAUGGAGUAGGCCUUCCAUCACAGCACUGUGAACCUGAAUAAUCAUGCAUGUGCAUGCCUAGGUGAACAUUUUUUUCUCACUUAAUAUAUAAUGGGAACUUUCUGCAGGAAGAUUUGUUCUGCAAGCAAUACAAGGCCAGCACUAUGAAGUGACUUGCGGAACAAGGAAACCUUCUUGGCAGGGACACAAAAGGGCUGUCUUAAUGCUUUAAUGGUUUUGUUUCUUAAUGCAAUAAACACACAGGAGUUCUGAAUUAUAGCUUCAAAGCGAUAAUAUUUUAUAUGUACCCCAUCAGCAUUUACCAGGUAAGAUCUGGGAUACCCAUGAACGUUAGCACUCCAGAGACAUAAAGAAAAA